ACUCUCUGUCCUUAAUUCUGAGUUCCAGAUGCUACAGUACCUGUAUCCUUGUGCUGUGUGAACCUAUGAGACAAGACGAAAUAAGGAAUUACUUUUCUUUUGACUCAAUACUGAAAAGUUCUCCAAGGCUCAAGUAUGCCUGAGGUAUUUCCCCCCAAUCCAAUCUCCCUCCCCAACACACACAAAUAAACACAAUGUGCCCUGAGAGACUGAGUUCUACUACCCCCUAGUGGCCAGAGAGGAAAGGACUGUCCCACCCAGUCAAUCAGGACCUUCCUGCCUUUUCCGCGCAGUGGAAGACUCCUAAGGAAAAACCCAAUAGCAUAUUUGGGGCCGACGGCUGGGAGGAAUUCCUGGGCCAGGGACCCAACCCGCGUCACAGCAGCAAUCUGAGCCACAGCAGUGACAACGCCGGCUCCUUAACCCGCUGAGCCACCAGAGAACUCCCCGACGGCACAUUUUAUAAAUGAGAAAAAGAGGCCUGGAGGAAAACAAUCACUUGAGGAAUAAGGAUAUAGUUGGAACCAGAACCCAAGUUUCCUGACUCUCAGGUCUCCUGUUUCCACGGUAACCGGUGCUUUCCGACCUUCAGUUUGCAGCGGUCGCGCUGCAGCCACCGCCGUUGUUGCUGGGCGACGGUGGAAAAAAGCUGGUGUCUUGAGGUGGGGAUCCGGGCUUCCGGUAGGAGCGGUUUGAGGGAAGCUUGGACUCCCAUGUAGGGGCGCGGGACAGCGGGCCCAGCAGCCCAACCUCCCCGGGCCCAUGGCGGGGGUAGGGGGUGGGGCAGGGGGCUCGGGCUGGACCUGGCGGCCAGUGGCGCGGGACCCGCUGCUGGCGCGGGCCUUCCAUUCAUGCACCGAACUGCGGGGACGGUUCUAUCUGGUGGGGGGUCUCCUAGCCGGGGGAGCAAGAGAGCCGAGCAGUGAUACGGUGGUGUUCGACCCUGCUAGGGGUCAGGCGGUGCAGGUGCGAGCCCCGGGCGGACCGAGGCGCAGCCAUCAUGACGCUGCACCGGUGGGCGGGCGCUGGCUUUGUGUGGUGGGCGGCUGGGACGGGUCGCGCCGCCUGGCCACAGUGGCCGCUCUGGACACAGAGCAGGGUGUGUGGGAGGUGUGGAACGCCGCCCCCGGCAACCGCCCCCCUGCCGGCCUCAGUAGUCACACCUGUACCAGCCUCUCCGACCGAGAGCUGAGGGUGGCAGGCAGGGAGGGAGGGACCCGCACUCAGCGCCGCUAUGGAAGCAUCUACACGCUAAGGCUGGAUCCUGGCGCCCGCACCUAUUGCUAUAAGGAAGAAGGCUGCCACACAGUCUCACGCUCUGGUCACUGUGCUGCCCUGCUGCGAAUUCCUGGGCCCCAGCCAGGUCACCAGCUAUUGCUUUUUGGGGGUUGCAACUCAGCUGAACCAGAAGUAGUAGGGCGCUGGAGCCAUGGGAAGAUUAAGGAGGAACCACCCGUUGCACCCUGUUUGAUGGAACAGCUUGCAAGGCUCGUGAGCAGGGGGCAGGGGUCCAGGCAGGGGCCUCGAGGACUACGGCAUCACUCAUGUUCUGUGGUUGGGCCCUUUGCUGUGCUGUUUGGUGGAGAAACUCUGACCAGAGCCAGAGACACCAUCUGCAAUGACCUCUACAUCUAUGAUACCCGCACGUCUCCUUCUCUAUGGUUCCACUUCCCCUGUGCAGACCAUGGGCUAAAACGCGUGGGCCAUCGGACCUGCCUUUGGAAUGAUCAGCUCUACCUGGUUGGGGGUUUUGGUGAGGAUGGCCAGACAGCUAGUGCACAGGUUUGCAUUCUGGACCUUUUUGUCUAAAGAAUAGUACCAAGACACACUGCCAACCCUCUGUUUUGUUGCAAACUCAUAAAGCAUUAUCACCAGAGCUAUCUGCCUCAUUCAAAAUGCUUAUUAAAUUUCAACCUGAGAGUCAA
Molecule: messenger RNA, 1925 nt
Organism: Sus scrofa (pig)
Lineage: Eukaryota; Metazoa; Chordata; Mammalia; Artiodactyla; Suidae
Gene: KLHDC9
Product: kelch domain containing 9
Molecular function (GO): cyclin binding
Source: RefSeq, a predicted model, not a curated record